GGAUCGCCCAAUUGGCUCAAAGUGCGCACCGCCAGCGUUUAAAGUGCAGACCGGGCUAAUCAUUCAUUUAUAGGCAACAUUUAUUGAACAUUUCGAUAAAAUAAAAUACAAGCGUCACCCGCUUGUUUUGUUUGAUUCCCCAUGGCCAACAACUACAGCCUGUAAUAAUAUACUACAUAAUUAAACACGGCGCAAUCUUAUCGACGCUUACUUGGACUCCGUUGGCUUUAUUUUUUUUAUGUGCGGUGCCGGCGGAAGUCUUGGACGGCAGUUGGCGAAACAGCAGCAAUCCGGACGGAAGCGAAUUGCAAUUGUCACCAUGCGAUCUAAAGAUCUCAUUUCCAUUGCGGACGCCGAUCUGGCAAGUUUUCCGGAGGAGGAUCAGAGUAACUAUGGCGUUUGCCUCGAGGACUUGCAACUGUUUGCCCAACUGGAAGAUCUUUCCGGAGAAAGGGGACCCAUGGAGAUGGAUUUGGAAUGUGAUCUCUUGGAACUAGUGAAUGGAGCUCUCCAGCAGCGGAACACCGCUGAACAGCAACCACUUGAUAUCCGUAAGCCAAAGCGGGCUCCGACCACUAGGCGAAGUCAGGGAGCUGGAAAGGAUCACACCUGCGACGUGUGCGGCAGACGCUUCUCGGAGGCCUACAAUCUGCGCAUCCACAAGAUGACCCACACGGACGAGAAGCCGCAUGUUUGCGAGGACUGCGGCAAGGGAUUCCGGCAGCUGAACAAGCUCCGCAUCCAUGCGGUAACCCACACGGCAGAGCGGCCAUUCAAGUGCGAUAUUUGCGACAAGGGAUUUCGGUACGCCAACUACUUGGCUGUCCAUCGGCGACUCCACACUGGCGAGAAACCCUAUCCAUGUCUGGCCACAGACUGUCAUCUCUCCUUCCACUCCAUCCACGCCCGUCGCAUCCACACAAAGCUAAGGCAUUCGGCGCAAACGGAUCCGGACCCCGAGCAUCCGCUGGCGGAGGAGGAGCAGCGGGAGCCGUCCGUGCUCAGCUUCACCUGCCCGGUUUGCGGCCGGGUGCUUACGGAUCAGUGCUACCUGAGCAUCCACCUGAAGAGACACUACAACCAGCGGGACUUCGCCUGUCCGCAUCCGCAGUGCGAAAAGAGAUUCUAUAGCGCCUCGGAGCUGAAGCACCACCAGAUCUCCCACUCCCAGCUGCGUCCCUUCGCCUGUCCACUCUGUCCAGCUCGAUUCCUGCGCAAAUCCAAUCACAAACAGCACCUCAAGGUGCAUGAACGCUGACGAAAAAGUCUAAUAUACUGUUUACUACCAGUUUUAACUAUAACUAUUGUUUUCUCUAAUUCUAAAAUACUUGUAGCUGGGUAAAGGCUUGCAUGUUGACCUACGUAAAAAUAAAAUAAUACCUCCAUCAAUUUUAAAUAAAAUAAUGUUUUCCAUCAUUAAAAAAUAUAAACAUAUUAAGGCAUUACAAUAAUAAUACAAUUCCCAUCGUACUUGGUGUUAUAUUUAUAUUGUAUAUAAAUUAAAAUCUAAGAUUGAAAUGCAAGGCUUCCACCUACCUACUCAAAUCCAAUCCACCAAAUCUGAGAUAAUCCCCACCCAAACCUCCUCGAAAGUGAGCUUGGGCUGGGCCUUCCAUUCAAUAUAAGUGUUUAUUAAUAUAUACGAAUUCUGUUUGUCUUUAUCUGCAUGCUUGCAUAUUAGAUAUAUGUAUAUAUUUGUAUUUAUACUUUAUAAAGUUACGGGUACGGGGUUGCUUGUUCUGUGGUUGUGUCCUCGUACGAUCCUGCCGAUCGGGUCCGAGGACUGUCGACUGUUGCUGUACGUACGCCUUCUUUGCUUUGUUUCGUUAGGC
Drosophila rhopaloa is the source of this 1832-nucleotide messenger RNA. RefSeq names its product zinc finger protein 665. The record is from RefSeq and is a predicted model, not a curated record. Lineage: Eukaryota; Metazoa; Arthropoda; Insecta; Diptera; Drosophilidae. Gene Ontology annotation, biological process: regulation of transcription by RNA polymerase II. Gene Ontology annotation, molecular function: DNA-binding transcription factor activity, RNA polymerase II-specific; RNA polymerase II transcription regulatory region sequence-specific DNA binding. The transcript is spliced from 2 exons. The coding region runs from base 239 to 1258 and encodes 339 amino acids. Gene Ontology annotation, cellular component: nucleus.